UCGGCUCCAUACCUGUUUUAAUGAUUAAUGGAGAUUUAAAUAUAGUGAGAAAAAAACAAUCACAAUCUCUCUCCUCACAUCAUACAAUGAUUCCCUCUUCUCCCUGAGGCCUGAGGAGAGAGAUGGCAUACAAACUAUCAUCAGUAGCAGCAGCAAAAUCAAGAUGCAAGACGCCAACAAGUGACUCUGCAAUUGCCACAAUCUCUUAUCACCUCAAUCCUUGUGCCCCAAACAGAAUAACCCAUCUCACCAUUUUCUCAUCCAUUGAACCCUCCUCCUCUUCUUCUUCUUCUAAAUCAACGUUGACAAAGAAAGCUUUGAAAAAUGAAACUUUCUCGUUUGUUUUCCGUGAGCAUGACACACUUAAAUCUAAGGAAGAGACCAAGACUAAGCUUACUGUGACUCCAGAUUGUUGCCCAGAGGGUGUUCCAAUUAGGUCCAAAAGGAGCCGACCUUUCUGGAGGAAAUUCUUUUUUGGAUCCAAAAAGAUCAGGAGCAUCAUAUUGCUUAAUCUCAUCACCAUUGUCUAUGCUAGUGACAUUCCACUUGUGAAAGAGGUUGAAGCUUUGAUGGAUCCAGCAGCCUUUUGUGCUGUGCGGUUUGCUCUGGCAGCCAUCCCAUUUUUGCCAUUUGUGUUUCGGGCACGAAAUGAUGUUCAGACGCGCAAUGCAGGGAUUGAGUUGGGAUUCUGGGUUAGUCUAGGCUACCUUGUUGAGGCACUUGGACUAUUAACAUCCGAGGCUGGGCGUGCAUCAUUUAUUUCACUCUUUACAGUGAUUGUGGUUCCGUUGCUUGAAAGCAUGUUGGGGUCAAUUGUACCUGCUCGCACCUGGUUUGGAAUUCUCAUGUCUGUCCUAGGGGUUGCUAUGCUGGAAUGUAGUGGAUCACCUCCGAAUAUUGGAGAUCUUUUGAACUUUUUGAGUGCAAUAUUCUUUGGCAUUCACAUGCUUCGAACGGAACAUAUAUCAAGAAGCACAAAGAAAGAGAACUUCUUACCACUUCUUGGAUACGAGGUUUGUGUUACUGCUCUGCUAUCUGUAAUAUGGUAUCUAGUUGGAGGAUGGUUUGAUGGUGCCCAAGAUUACAACGGACUGUCUUGGGCCGUGGUGUGGGAUUGGAUGGUUGUAUUUCCGUGGAUACCUGCACUCUACACUGGUGUAUUCUCAACUGGAUUAUGCUUAUGGGCAGAGAUUGCUGCAAUGCGUGAUGUUUCAGCAACAGAAACAGCAAUAAUUUACGGGAUGGAGCCGCUUUGGGGCGCUGCUUUUGCAUGGUUUCUCCUUGGUGAAAGAUGGGGUACUGCUGGAUGGAUCGGAGCUGCUCUCGUGCUGGGUGGAAGCUUAACAGUGCAGAUGUUUGGAUCUUCUUGUGAAUCGAGAGAUGCUGGAAUUACUACUGAAAACAAUCAAAAGUUGCAAAACCCUCUCUCUACUUCACCACUGGUCAUCAGCACUAGAAAGGAUGUAAUAGAUAUGUUAAAGAAAUAAGCCACUUCACACUUGUGUAUAUAUAUAUAUAUAUAUCCACGGCAAUGUAAAUGUAAAUCAUAUUUUAGACUAUGUUCCUCCAUCCAUUCUCCAUCAAUAGAAAAAAGCGUGAGAUUUAAAGGGUUCAA
This is a messenger RNA of Cornus florida, 1615 nucleotides long. RefSeq lists its product as uncharacterized. The record is from RefSeq and is a predicted model, not a curated record. Lineage: Eukaryota; Viridiplantae; Streptophyta; Magnoliopsida; Cornales; Cornaceae. The coding region runs from base 123 to 1487 and encodes 454 amino acids. Gene Ontology annotation, cellular component: membrane. The transcript has 7 exons.